Molecule: messenger RNA, 4385 nt
Organism: Oncorhynchus mykiss (rainbow trout)
Lineage: Eukaryota; Metazoa; Chordata; Actinopteri; Salmoniformes; Salmonidae
Source: RefSeq, a predicted model, not a curated record
UGGCUGAACGAAUCAGACGUAACUCAUUUCCGGGUUGUAGGGUAAUGGCUAGAAAGGAUCCAGCUUUUGUCAGAAUUGACUUUUCGAAAGCAGGUUUAGGAUAAUUUACGCAACAGGUUAGGAGAAUAAACGUGACAGGCUAUGGGAAUUGGGUUAAGAUUAGGAAAAGAGUUAGGGUUAGCUGAAAUGCAAAAAACUAUCUGCCUUUGACCUAAAUUGGACAAAAACUGGAUCCCAUCUAGACAAGACCGAAAAUAAAAUAUUCGGCAAGUCAUUUUAUCUCAUCUGGAAGUGACUAUGUCCUGCGACAACCGGCAAGGAGACCAGUUGGACUUGAAGGAGAGAAUAUAUACCUUUUUAAAGGUGAAGAAACAAGGAUUCUCUGCCCUCCAGAUAGCUAAGGCUGUUGGACUAAUGAAGGCCAAGGACGUAAACAGUGUCCUGUACACUUUAAACAAAGCUGAACUUCUUUAUGCAACACCAGACAAACCACCAGUCUGGUCUGUGGAGAAACCAGGGGCGGCGUCAGUCUCUGUGAGUGUUCCAGAGUCGGAUCGAGUGCCUAGUCCUUCUGAGACCCCUGGCAUCACAGUGGAGGAACUGAGGAGGGUGCUGAUGUCAAAGAGGGAUGGAAGAGGGAUGAGUGCGCCACAAAUUGCCAGAGAAUUGGGCCAAUCACAAAAAUUAGUGACUAUGUCCUGCGACAACCAGCAAGGAGACCAGUCGGCCUUGAAGGAGAGAAUAUAUACCUUUUUAAAGGUGAAGAAACAAGGAUUCUCUGCCCUCCAGAUAGCUAAGGCUGUUGGACUGAAGAAGGCCAAGGAUGUAAACAGUGUCCUGUACACUUUAAACAGAGCUGGACUUCUUCAUGCAACACCAGACAAACCACCAGUCUGGUCUGUGGAGAAACCAGGGGCGGCGUCAGUCUCUGUGAGUGUUCCAGAGUCAGAUCGGGUGCCUAGUCCUUCUGAGACCCCUGGCAUCACAGAGGAAGAACUGAGGAGGGUGCUGACGUCAAAGAGUGAUGGAAGAGGGAUGAGUGUGCAAGAAAUUGCCAGAGAAUUGGGCCAAUCACGAAAAUGUGUGAAUAAGAAUCUGUAUGACCUGCAAAGUAGCGGCAAGGCAGAAAAAUUGGGAGAGAAAAUGUGGAAAAUGAAGGAUGAAGCAAGCUGUGGAGGAGAGCUUAUUGAAUACCACAGUUCCAGUUAUGAUCAAGAUAUUUCCAUCAGACUGACUGAAAGCUCCAGGUUUUCCAAAGAUUUCAAAUUAUUGAGUGUUCUGGGUGCAGGAGGCUUUGGGUGUGUCACUAAAGCCCAACACAAAUUGGAUGGAAAAACGUACGCUGUGAAGAUUGUGCAGAAUAUGGGAGAAGCAAAUCGUGAAGUGAAAGCACUGGCUACCUUGGCCCAUUCUAACAUUGUACGCUACUAUACGACUUGGCCUGAGGAUGCCAAUUGGGUCGAUGGGGGCUACAGCACAGAGUCGUCGGUCCAGUCUAAAAUCUCAGAAGACUCUGACAAUUAUUCAGACCAGGGAGAUGGAUCUACACAUGUAACAAAGCAAUCAGAUUUAGACCUUUCUGAAGCAGCCAGCGAAGACCAAGCAAACCACUCGAUGACCGAUUCCAGCUCAAGAAACGGAGACUUGCCUUGUUUGUUCAUUCAGAUGGAGUUCUGUGAGGGAGGGACGCUGAAGGACUGGAUUAGCAUAAAUAAUGUUCGAACGAAGGACAAGGCACAUGGAAUAUUUCAGCAAAUAGUUUGUGGAGUGGAAUACAUCCACUCUGAAGGACUUAUUCACAGAGACUUAAAGCCAGAGAACAUAUUGUUUGGAAGUGAUGGCAUGGUGAAGAUCGGAGACUUUGGUCUUGUGACCGCGAUCACCAAUCUGAGUGGAGCAUCAAUGUACAGGACUGUCAACAAAGGAACACCAUUUUACAUGAGCCCUGAGCAGAAGACUGGGGGGAAAUAUGAUGAGAAAACAGAUAUAUUCUCUCUGGGACUGAUAUGGUUUGAACUCCUGUGGCACAUGUCCACUGUCUCGGAGAAGAUCAAGUUUUGCCCCAUGUUAUCACAGGUGUUCCAGAGCCUGCAGACAGGGACAUUUCCUUCUGACUUCCGUGAGAAGUUUAGCUUCGAGCAUAAACUCAUCAGUAAAAUGCUGUCAGAGUCGCCAGCAAACCGACAAAACGCAAAAGAGAUUGCUGCGAUCCUGAAAAGAAACCUGCUCGGAAACCAAACUGGAUUACAACAGAAAACUGUAUGAAAUGUUGCAGGGUAGUGGCUUGAAAUGUUUUGGGGAAAACAGUGAUGUCAGCAUAGAACACCUGCAUUGCUUGCUGUUUGGGGUUUUAGGCUGGGUUUCUGUACAGCACUUUGAGAUAUCAGCUGAUGUAAGAAGGACUAUAUAAAUACAUUUGAUUUGAUAGAAGACACGUUCUCUUCAAGACGGAGCGCAUAGUGAUGAUGUCAUGCCUCAACUGAAGCAGUGAACUGGGAGGGGGAUCAGUAUCAGUACAGUAUCCUACUGUAUUUCUCAGGAACAUUUUGGCACUUAUCUUUUCACUUUUGUUUCUGCUGUACGGUUUCUUUUUAAAAGUUGAUUACACGGAAUAGAGGGUAAAUAUUAAUAUUAUGUGUAGGAAAAAUGUUUGUGUCCACCACAUAUUUCUAAUGCAGAACCCAAGGUGUUCUUAUUAUAGGUUUCUAACCAGGUAAGACCCAUUUUUAAGUAACAAAAACUAUUUUUAAGGGCGACCUGGCAAGAAGUCAAAACAGGGAAAUAGCAGCGUGUCCAUAAAACAUUACAGAAAAAUACAGAAUACACACCAAAGACAAUUUCACAAGUUAAUUAAAGAUUCAAUUGAAGAUCAGAAACAACUGCAGUUGUCACAAACGGUGUUGUCGAUCAGAGUCUUAAAAACAGACAAGGACACUAACUCCCCUAACUUUACAAUCUUCUGAAGCAUGUUCCAGGAUGAAGGGGAAUUGUGGGGACAAUUAUUGUUUCCCCAUCUCAGUUUUAGCCCUAGGAACAGACAAGGACAGCAGAGACUGUGAACGAAGACUGUAUUGGUUAGUAAGGAACAGACAAGGACAGCAGAGACUGUGAACGAAGACUGUAUUGGUUAGUAAGGAACAGACAAGGACAGCAGAGACUGUGAACGAAGACUGUAUUGGUUAGUAAGGAACAGACAAGGACAGCAGCGACUGUGAACAAAGACUCUAUUGAGCGACUGAUCUGGUUAGUAAUCACAACAUGUACGGAGUUGAAAUUAUGUCAAUUUUAUUGUGAUCAUUUCUACUUUUUUUUUUUUUACUUUCUAAUAAUAACAAGGGCAGAAUUGACAGAAUCAUGGAGUUUAUUUAAAAGUAAAUGAAAACAUUGAAUGUUCUUACAGGGAGAUGGGCACUCAUGGUUUCUUCCAAAUGUGGCAAGUCUCCACAACUACGCAACUUGUGCUUUUUUUUUGUUGUUUUUAAUUAACGUGAUUUUGAAUUAAAUGUUACAGACGCAUACUGUAUAAACAGCUUAUGAAAUAAAUGUCCAACGCCAAUAUUGUUAUUUUCUGUAUACUAUUAAGACCAUAAAGCCUGUACCUCGAUGUCUAGAAGAGAUGUAUAGUUUGUAACACAUGGGGGCAGUCUCGGUCUAGUUGUUGUAUGGCAGUCACAGUGUUUUCAGAAAGUAUUCAUACCCCUUGACAUAUAGCAUAUUCUGUGACGUUACAGCCUGCAUUCAAAAUGGAUUAAAUAUAUUUUUUUAUCUACACACAAUACCCCAUAAUGACAAAGUGAAAACAUGUUUCUAGAAAUGUUUGCUAAUAAAUUGAAAAUGAAAUAUCUAAUUGACAUAAGAAGUCACAGCCCUGAGUCAAUAGAUUUUAGAAGCACCUUGGGCAACGAUUACAGCUGUGAGUCUUAGAGCUUCUAAUUGAUCAGACGUAUGUAGCGUUUACCGUGAAUUCAGUCUCCGCGAUACGGAUGACUCGAGCUUUUAGCAGUCCCUUCAAGAUUUUGCGGGGAUUGUUGGUGAUAUUUGUGGGAAAAUGAUUGAUUUUGCGGCGGGAAUUCUGACAUUUUGCAUGGCGGUAUGCAAUGAUUUUGUCACAAAUGCGCUGACGAGGGGAAAGUUGUUGACGUGUGGCUUGAUUCAACCAGAUAACGUGAUACAUGCGGUGAUUGGUUGACAUUGUGAGCCCAGGUUUUUUGUACUGCGGUGAUGGGUCUGUUUUAUGCAAUAAUAAUGCGAUGAUUUAACUGUUUUGUGCAAAAAAAAAAGUGGGUGAUUGGUCAAAUAUGCAUGUCCUUGCAUAAUAUGCAGGAAAUUGUUGAUUUACUCCUCUCAAACUUGGUGUUAAUUUAAUAAAGCUUUGGUGAUUUUAA